UUCCCCCCUCCGUCAUUUGGCUCUUAAAUCUGGUUACUGCUCUUGGCUUCCUUCCUUUCUUUUCUUACCUUCUCUACUACAAGAAACGCAAUUGCAGGCCAAUUCACUUCUUUUUUGUCCUAUACCCAUCAAAAUCCCCCUCCCAUCAACCACACAGACACCACCACCAUGGCCUCCAACCUCCCCGAAGAGCCUAUCACCAUCCCCGCGGACCGGGAUGGAGUCGCCUACCUGUACGGCCACCCGCUCCUGAACUCCCUCUCGCCGCCGCUGCACAAGACCGUGUACGAGAAGCUGGGGUUGAAUUGGAUUCAGAUUCCGCUGUCGAGCGUGACGGGGAAGUCGGAGACUUACCCGCCGCCGUACACGCGGUCGCCGCCGAUCGACAAGUUCUUGGCCUCCAUUAAAUCGAACCCGAAGUUCGUGGGCUCGUCGGUAACGAUGCCGUGGAAGGUCGAGAUUAUGCCGCACCUGGACGAUCUGACGGAGGACGCGCGCCAGGCGGGCGCCUGCAACACCAUCUUCUUGCAGACCGACGCCACGACGGGCGAGCGCCGCUACGUCGGCACCAACACCGACUGCAACGGGAUCCGCGAGGCGCUGGUGCAGAACUCUCCCGACUCGGCCGCCUUCCGCGGCAGGCCCGCCCUGGUUGUCGGCGGCGGCGGCACCGCCCGCACCGCCGUCUACGUCUUCCGCAAGUGGCUCGGCGCCAGUAAGAUCUACAUUGUCAACCGCGACGCCGCCGAGGUCGCCGCCAUCCUCGAGGAGGACCGCCAGCGCAACGCCGGCAGCACCACCCCGCUCGCCCCCAUCGUCCCCGUCACCGAUCCCGAGGUCGCCGCCUCCCUCGAGACCCCCGCCGCUAUUGUGUCGGGCAUUCCCAACUACCCGCCCAAGACCCCCGAGGAGAUCAACGCCCGCGCCGUGUUGCAGGCCCUGCUGGGCAGCAAGGCGGACGACAAGCCCAAGGGAGUUAUUCUGGAGAUGUGCUACCACCCCGUCCCCUGGACCGAGAUCGCCGAAAUCGCCGACGCUGCGGGCUGGAAGGUCAUUCAGGGUUCCGAGGCCCUGAUCUGGCAGGGUCUGGAGCAGGCCCGUCUCUGGACCGGUGCCGAUAUCAUCGGCACGCCCGGUCUGGUCGAUGAGAUCAAGGAACUUGUCGCUAAGACGAUCGCCGAGAGAACGCAGCCCAAGUCUGCUUGAACUUGAUUUUCUUUUUUUUUUUUCUCGGAC
Messenger RNA from Aspergillus saccharolyticus JOP 1030-1, 1236 nucleotides. Its product is annotated as shikimate dehydrogenase family protein. The record is from RefSeq and is a predicted model, not a curated record. Bases 169 to 1206 code for a protein of 345 amino acids. Gene Ontology annotation, biological process: chorismate biosynthetic process; shikimate metabolic process. Lineage: Eukaryota; Fungi; Ascomycota; Eurotiomycetes; Eurotiales; Aspergillaceae. Gene Ontology annotation, molecular function: shikimate 3-dehydrogenase (NADP+) activity. The transcript has a single exon.